AUGGACGGGGACGUGGACGUGGACAAUGUCGUGGACCUGGACAUUGUCGUGGACGUGGACGUGGACGUGUUCGUGGACGUGGACAUGGACGUGGACGUGGACAUGGACAUGGACGUGGACAUGGACGUGGACGUGGACGUGGAGGACAUGGACGUUGACAUGGACGUGGACGUAGACGUGGACGUGGACGUGGACAUGGACAUGGACGUGGACGUGGACGUGGACGUGGACAUGGACGUGGAGAUGGACGUGGACGUGGACGUGGACAUGAACGUGGACCUGGACGUGGACGUGGACAUGGACGUGAACAUGGACGUGGACAUGGACGUGGACGUGGACGUGGACAUGGACGUGGACGUGGACGUGGACGUGGAUGACUUGGACGUAGACAUGGACGUGGACGUGGACAUGGAGGUGGAGGUGGACGUGGACAUGGACGUGGACGUGGACGUCGACGUUUACGUCUACGUGGACGUGGAUAUGGACGUGGAUGUGGACGUGGACGUGGACGUGGACGUGGACGUGGAGGACUUGGACGUGGACAUGGACAUGGACGUGGACGUGGACGUGGACGUGGACGUUGACGUGGACAUGGACGUGGACGUGGACGUGGGCGUGGACAUGGACGUGGACGUGGACAUGGACGUGGACGUGGACGUGGAUAGGGAAGUGGACCUGGACGUGGACGUGGACAUGGACGUGGACAUGGAUGUGGACGUAGACAUGGACGUGGACGUUGACGUGGAUGUGCACAUGGACAUUGACAUGGACGUGGACGUGGACGUGGACGUGGACGUGGACAUGGACGUGGACGUGGACGUGUACGUGGACGUGGACGUGGACGUGGACGUGGACGUAGACGUGGAGGACUUGGACGUGGACGUGGAUGUGGACGUGGACGUGGAUGUGGACGUGGACGUGGACGUGGAGGUGGACGUGGACGUGGACGUGGCUGUGGACGUGGACGUGGACGUGGAGGACUUGGACGUGGACAUGGACAUGGACAUGGACGUGGACGUGGACGUGGACGUGGACGUUGACGUGGACAUGGACGUGGACGUGGACGUGGACGUGGACAUGGACAUGGACGUGGACAUGGACGUGGACGCGGACGUGGAUAGGGAAGUGGACCUGGACGUCGACGUGGACAUUGACGUGGACAUGGAUGUGGACGUGGACAUGGAAGUGGACAUGGAUGUGGACGUGGACGUGGACGUGGACGUGGACAUGGACGUGGACGUGGACGUGGACGUGGAUGUGGACGUGAACGUGUACAUAGACGUGGACGUGGACGUGGAUGUGGACGUGGACAUGGACGUAGACGUGGAGGACUUGGACGUGGACGUGGACGUGGACGUGGAUGUGGACGUGGACGUGGAGGUGGAGGUGGACGUGGACGUGGACAUGGACGUGGACGUGGACGUGGACGUGGACAUGGACGUGGACGUGGACGUGGACGUGGACAUGGAUGUGGACGUGGACAUUGUCGUGGACGUGGAUGUGGUCGUGGACGUGGACGUGGACGUGGGCGUGGACGUGGACGACGUGGACGUGGACGUGGACGACGUGGACCUGGACGUGGACGUGGACGUGGACGUGGAAGUGGAGAUGGACGUGGACGUGGACGUGGACGUGGACAUUGUCGUGGACGUGGACGAAGACGUGGACCUGGAAGGGUCGUGGACGUGGACGUGGACGUGGACGUGGACAUGGACGGGGACGUGGACGUGGACAUUGUCGGAAGUGGACCUGGACGUGGACGUGGACAUGGACGUGGACAUGGACGUGGACGUGGACAUGGACAUGGACAUGGAUGUGGACGUGGACGUAGACGUGGACGUGGACACGGACGUGGACGUGGACGUGGAAGACUUGGACGUGGACAUGGACGUGGACGUGGAUGUGGACGUGGACGUCGACGUGGAGGUGGACGUGGACCAUGGACAUGGACGUGGACACGUGGACGUGGACGUGGACGUCGACGUGGACAUGGACGUGGACGUGGACGUGUACGUGGACGUGGACGUGGACGUGGACGUGGACAUGGACGUGGACGUGGACGUGUACGUGGACGUGGGCGUGGACGUGGACGUGGACGUAGACGUGGAGGACUUGGACGUGGACGUGGACGUGGACGUGGAUGUGGACGUGGACGUGGACGUGGAGGUGGACGUGGACGUGGACAUGGCUGUGGACGUGGACGUGGACGUGGAGGACUUGGACGUGGACAUGGACAUAGACAUGGUCGUAGACGUGGAUGUAGACGUAGACGUGGACGUGGACGUGGACAUGGACGUGGACGUGGACGUGUACGUGGACGUGGACGUGGACGUGGACGUGGACAUGGACGUGGACGUGGACGUGUACGUGGACGUGGACGUGGACGUAGACGUGGAGGACUUGGACGUGGACGUGGACGUGGACGUGGACGUGGAUGUGGACGUGGACGUGGACGUGGAGGUGGACGUGGACGUGGACAUGGCUGUGGACGUGGACGUGGACGUGGAGGAAUUGGACGUCGACAUGGACAUGGACAUGGACGUGGACGUGGACGUGGACGUGGACGUUGACGUGGACAUGGACGUGGACGUGGACGUGGACGUGGACAUGGACAUGGACGUGGACAUGGACGUGGACGCGGACGUGGAUAGGGAAGUGGACCUGGACGUGGACGUGGACAUUGACGUGGACAUGGAUGUGGACGUGGACAUGGAAGUGGACAUGGAUGUGGACGUGGACGUGGACGUGGACGUGGACAUGGACGUGGACGUGGACGUGGACGUGGAUGUGGACGUGAACGUGUACAUAGACGUGGACGUGAACGUGGAUGUGGACGUGGACAUGGACGUAGACGUGGAGGACUUGGACGUGGACGUGGACGUGGACGUGGAUGUGGACGUGGACGUGGAGGUGGAGGUGGACGUGGACGUGGACGUGGACGUGGACGUGGACGUGGACAUGGACGUGGACGAGGACGUGGACGUGGACAUGGAUGUGGACGUGGACAUUGUCGUGGACGUGGAUGUGGUCGUGGACGUGGACGUGGACGUGGGCGUGGACGUGGACGACGUGGACGUGGACGUGGACGUGGACGACGUGGACCUGGACGUGGACGUGGACGUGGACGUGGACGUGGAAGUGGAGAUGGACGUGGACGUGGACGUGGACGUGGACGUGGACAUGGACGUGGACGUGGACAUGGACGUGGACGCGUGGUUGUGGACGUGGACGUGGACGUGGACGUGGUCGUGGACUUGGACGUGGACGUGGACGUGGACGUGGACGUGGACAUGGACGUGGACCUGGACGUGGACGUGGAAGUGGACACGUGGACGUGACGUGGAUGUGGACAUUGUCGUGGACCUGGACAAUGUCGUGGACAUGGACGUGGACGUGGUCGUGGACGUGGACGUGGACGUGGUCGUGGACGUGGACGUGGACGUGGACGUGGACGUGGACAUGGACAUGGACGUGGACGUGGACAUGGACGUGGACGUAGACGUGGACGUGGACGUGGACAUGGACAUGGACAUGGACGUGGACGUUGACGUGGACGUGGACGUGGAGGACUUGGACGUGGACAUGGACAUGGACGUGGACGUGGACGUGGACGUUGACGUGGACAUGGACGUGGACGUGGACGUGGACGUGGACAUGGACGUGGACGUGGACAUGGACGUGGACGUGGACGUGGAUAGGGAAGUGGACCUGGACGUGGACGUGGACAUGGACGUGGACAUGGAUGUGGACGUGGACAUGGACGUGGACAUGGAUGUGGACGUGGACGUGGACGUGGACGUGGACAUGGACGUGGACGUGGAUGUGGACAUGGAUGUGCACAUGGACAUUGACAUGGACGUGGACGUGGACGUGGACGUGGACAUGGACGUGGACGUGGACGUGUACGUGGACGUGGACGUGGACGUGGACGUGGAUGUGGACGUGGACGUGGACAUGGAGGUGGACGUGGACGUGGACGUGGACGUGGACAUGGAGGUGGACGUGGACGUGGACGUGGACGUGGACAUGGACGUGGACGUGGACAUGGACGUGGACGUGGACGUGGACGUGGACAUGGACCUGAACGUGGACGUGGACGUGGACAUUGUCGUGGACGUGGACGUGGACGUGGACGUGGACGUGGUCGUGUACGUGGACGUGGACGUGGACGUGGACGUGGACGACGUGGACCUGGACGUGGACGUGGACGUGGAAGUGGACGUGGACGUGGACGUGGAAGUGGAGAUGGACGUGGACGUGGACGUGGACGUGGACGUGGACAUGGACGUGGACGUGGACAUGGACGUGGACGUGGACAUGGACGUGGACGCGUGGUCGUGGACGUGGACGUGGACGUGGAUGUGGUCGUGGACUUGGUGGACGUGGACGUGGACGUGGACGUGGACGUGGACAUGGACGUGGACCUGGACGUGGACGUGGACGUGGACGUGGACAUGGACGUGGACAUGGACGUGGACGUGGACGUGGAUGUGGACAUUGUCAUGGACGUGGACGAAGACGUGGACGUGGACGUGGUCGUGGACGUGA
Molecule: messenger RNA, 4548 nt
Organism: Closterium sp. NIES-65
Lineage: Eukaryota; Viridiplantae; Streptophyta; Zygnematophyceae; Desmidiales; Closteriaceae
Source: the annotation of a GenBank genome assembly